Messenger RNA from Electrophorus electricus (electric eel), 6327 nucleotides. RefSeq names its product laminin, alpha 4 (gene lama4). Gene Ontology annotation, biological process: regulation of cell migration; cell adhesion; regulation of cell adhesion. Lineage: Eukaryota; Metazoa; Chordata; Actinopteri; Gymnotiformes; Gymnotidae. Gene Ontology annotation, molecular function: signaling receptor binding. The record is from RefSeq and is a predicted model, not a curated record.
AGUGAGCUGUGACAGAGGAACAGCAGGGGAGCAAGAAGAAGGAGGAAAGCAUUACCCAAGGAAAGCCACUCCGAGCUCAGGACAUGUCCCCUCCAGCCGUGAUCGGACUCGUGACCCUCCUGGCCAGGCUGACACUUCUGCGCGGCCAGCAGGAGAUGGUCCACACCGUGUGUGCACGAGGGUUCUUCAUGAGUGAACAGCACACCUGUCUGCCCUGUAACUGUAAGAACCACAGCCACACCUGUGAGGACAUCACCGGACUCUGCAUCGACUGUCAGGACCACAGCACAGGGGACUUCUGUGAGAGGUGUGAGGAUGGUUACCUGCUACACCAGACCCCAGGCAGCCAUGAGUGCAGACCAUGUAGCUGCCCCAUCUCCCUAGAGUCCAACAACUUUGCUGCUCACUGUGAUAAGAAAGGUGUUGUUCUGAGAUGUGUGUGCCAGGAGGGCUAUGCUGGACACUACUGUGAGAGGUGUGCUCCUGGUUACUAUGGCAACCCCAUGCGUGUGGGUGACUCCUGUAAGAAGUGUGAGUGUAAUGGAAACUCAGACCCUAACCUCAUCUUCAGCGAGUGCCACAACGUGACGGGCCAGUGCCUGCACUGCUGGGGAAACACACAUGGGGACCACUGUGAGAGGUGCACAUCUGGUUACUAUGGUGAUGCCAUCAUUGCCAAGGACUGCCAGGAAUGUCAGUGUAAUAAGUGUGGAACAGCUUCAUGUGAUGACAGAACAGGAGUGUGUCACUGCAAACCUGGGGUCUCAGGCCAACUGUGUGACCAGUGUGAGGAGGGCUUCUCUGGCUUCAGUAGCUGCAUGGGUUGCCAGCGCUGUAAGUGUUCUUCUGCUGCGCUGCACACCAUGUGCAACCAACUCACUCACUCGUGCCAGUGCCACCCAGGGGCCGGAGGACGCUACUGCGAGCGCUGCCUGCCGGGACACUGGGACUACAGCCCGUCCGGCUGCAAGAAAUGUGACUGUCCUGAAGGAAGCUGUGACAUGCAUACUGGAGAGUGUAUGCCCGAAAGUUUCUCAGUCAGCGAGUGUAACAUCGACUGUGAUGACUGUAUCUGGAACCUGAUUGGUGACAUUCACAAGUCCAAUAAAACUCUGGUCCAGUUGAGAACCAGCGUCCUCAACAUCUCCACGGGAGCUGCGGCCAACGACCGCCUCAAAUUCUACAACUACACGGCCGUGCAGCUGAGCGUUCGGUUUGUGGGCUGGAGAAACACAUCUGCAGUGAUGAGGUCACAGACAGACCAGCUGGAUGACACUACAGCACACCUGCACACGGACAUGGAGCUACUGACCCAGCAGGAGGAGGAUGUACAGACUGUAGGGACAGAGGUAGACAAGGAGACACUACACAGCUCCAUGCAAGCUGAGGCACUAAUGGCUAACCUGACCUCUCUAAGUGUUCUCAUAGACGAUAUCAUCGGUGACUGGGCGCAGUAUGGUGUUCAUCAGAAGGUUGACCCAGACGUUUUGGCAGAGAAACAGCAGCAGGUGUCUGACAUGGUGCUGUGGAUGAGAGCCCUCACCCUGUCUCCCAGACAACCGCUCGCCAUGGACGAGUAUACACACGCACAAGAACUCCUACGGCAUGUGAGACAGCUAGAGAAGCGUCUGGUGGUUGUAGAGGACCAAAUCCCUGCAGUCCGGGACCUGCUGAAGCGUCUAACAUCCAAACUGUCUCACGCUCAGAACCUGCUGCACAGAGCAGACGACACACUACAGCAGACACACAGCACACACGCAACCAAUCAGAUUAGACUGCGCCAAAGAGAGGAUCAGCAGCAGCAUUUCAUGCAGAAUUAUGAAGCUGUCAAUCAAACCAUCCAGGAAGCCACUGGCAUUGUUUCUGAAGCUGAUGUGGGUGUGGUCAACCUGGGCAUAAUGAUUAAAAAUAUAUCUGAGUACCAUGCAGAGGUGGAUGGUGCGGGGGCUUCGUUAAAGGAGAAGACUGAGUAUUUUUCACAGGUUGACAGGGACCUUGUUCAGAGAGCUGCUACACAUGCAGACCAGCUAGACAGACACGCCGAUGAGCUCCAGCAUAAUCUGAAGGGCAGUGAUACAGACAGAUUGGUGCAGAAGGCGCUACAGGCAUCCAGUGUGUAUGACAACAUCAUUAAAUACAUCGAUGAUGCCAACAUCACCAGCCUGACUACACUCAACCUGUCUGUCAGGGCUGAUGAUGCCAUCGAUGGGUUAAAGUCUCAGCUGAGUUUCCUGAAGACUCAGAGUGACCACAUAUUUAAGGAGGCUGCUUCUCUGCAUUCUCAGUACCAGGAAGACGUGCUGUCCACCCUGACGGACACCAAAAUGUACACAGAGGAGACCAACGACAUGAUGGAAACGUCCCGAAAAAAACUGGCAGAGAUUCUUAAUGAUAUCCGUGCGAUGCAGAAGGGCCGUACGCCCGCUCGGUUGCAGUUCACCCAGGCGGUGGUAGAAGGCACUCUAAACCGCUCUGCAGAGGUGCUGGGGGCCAUGACCCCCAUCAGAGAGCAGGUGGAGGAGUGGAGCAGGAACAUGAGGAACGACCAGUACUCCACCUCCGCCUACAACCAGGCCGUGACCUCCGCCCGCAACACAGUGAGCAGCCUGUCUGAGGUGGUGCCUGAGUUGCUGAGUAAACUGCGUGUGGUGGAGGAGAAGAAGACAGCCACUAACAUCUCCAUCAACAUCCUGAGGGUCCGAGAGCUCAUUGCGCAGGCUCGCAGUGUUGCCAGAAAGGUCCAGGUCUCUAUGAAGUUUAAUGGCCAGUCAGCGGUGGAGCUCCACCCUCACCCCAGCAUGGAGGAACUGAAGGCCGUGACCUCCAUCAGCCUGUACGUGCGUGUGGAUCCAGACAAGGACCCCAUAGAAGAUCGAUUCCUCCUCUACCUCGGAGACAAGAACGGCCGUAAGGAUUACAUGGGUCUGGCUAUAAAGAAUGAUAAUCUGGUGUAUGUGUAUAAUCUGGGAGGGGAGGACGUGGAGAUUCCUCUCAGCUCAAAGCCCGUCAGCUCUUGGCCCCCUGUGUUCAACCUCAUCAGAGUGGAGAGGCUUGGUCGCCAUGGUAAAGUGUUCCUGACUGUUCCGAGUCAGGACUCAGUGGCGGAGCAGAAGUUUAUCCAGAAGGGCGAAGCAGAUGGUACUGACUCUAUUUUCCACCUCGACCGCAAAGACACUGUCUUCAUCAUCGGAGGAGUCCCGCCUGACGUCAAGCUGCCCCCCGCCCUGAGUCUGGCUCCGUUUGUGGGCUGUGUGGAACUGGCUACGCUCAACAAUGAGGUCAUCAGUCUGUACAACUUCAGGAAGCUCCAUAAGAUGGACGUAACAACGUCUGUCCCCUGUCCAAGGUACAAGCUUGCCUUCUCUCAGGGUCGCGUGGCCAGCUACCUGUUUGACGGCACGGGUUACGCUCUCGUCAGCAACAUUGAGAGACGUGGGCGGAUCGGUGUGGUCACCAGGUUCGACAUCGAAGUACGAACAGUUGCCAACAACGGCAUCCUCUUCCUCAUGGUUAACCAGUCAGAUUUCUUUGUACUGGAGCUCAGGAAUGGCUUUCUGCGUCUGGUCUAUGACUUCGGCUACAGCGGUGGUCCGGUUGUGUUGGAGAGCAACCUGACAAAACUACAGAUCAAUGACGCCAGAUAUCACGAAGUGUCUGUCAUCUAUCACUUCUCUAAGAAGAUGAUUUUGCUGGUGGACAGGAGCUACGUGAAGGCCGUGGAGAGUGAAAAGAAGACGCUACCCUUCUCUGACAUUUACAUCGGAGGAGCCCCCUCCAGUUUGCUGCUGUCCCGGCCUGAGUUGUCCUCUCUGGUGGGACUGAAAGGCUGUGUGAAGGGAUUCCAGUUCCAGAAGAAAGACUUCAACCUGCUGGAGGAACCAGGAACCAUUGGCAUUAGCAGUGGCUGCCCGGAGGAGUCUUUUAUGUCCCGUAAGGCCUACUUCACAGGUCAGGGUUAUCUGGGCUCCUCGGGGAAGAUUUCUCCCUUCAGCUCCUUUGAGGGGGGGCUGAACUUCAACACCCAGCAGCCCUCUGGUCUGCUCUACUACCACCGCCAAGGGUCGGAUGAGUUCACACUCUCGUUGGAGAAUGGAGCUGUCGUGCUCCACUCGAGAGGAACCAAAGUCAGAUCAAACAAGAAGAACUACAACGAUGGACGAUCUCACUUCCUGCUUGCCUCAGUGACCAAGCAGAUAUACCAGCUGGUCAUCGAUGACAAAGACAAACAGGAGAAGACGAACCCAGACGCCUCGUCUCCACCUGACAGUCCUGUGAAGAUGUUCUACUACGGAGGGUCUCCGCACAGUAAAAUCAGCAACUUCACUGGGUGUAUCAGCCACGCCUACCUCAGCAGGCAGGACCGGGACAUAGAAGCGGAGGACUUCCAGCGCUACACUGAGCAUGUGCAGGUGUCUCUGCAGGACUGUCCUGAGGAGAGACCUCCAGCAUCUCUGCUGCCUGCAAGUGUCCGCAGGUCUUCUGCACCCUCACGUAAGGUGAGCAGGAAUAAGCGUGGUAUGCCACAAGGCAUUCUGGGGUAUCCUCUGGGAUCUCCAGAGACAGAGACCAAGCCUUGCCACCUAUCACCACAUCCACGAUCCACCCGACAUGCCCAUCACUAUGGCGGCUCUGCCCAAAGCCGCCGAGAGUAUGACGGCAUCGCUGAGGUCAUCAGAGAGAGGUGUCACUUCUCUCUGUCUGUGAGGACGCGUUCGGCAUCCGGUCUGCUGUUCUACGUGUCUGAUGGCAGUGAAGAAGAUUUCAUGGCACUCUUCCUCUCCGAUGGCAAACUUCUCUUCAGCUUUGGAUCCAGCCAGCAGCGGUUGCUGCUCUCCAGCCGAGACAAACACAACGACGGCCACUGGCACAACGUGAUCUGCAGCAGGGAAGGGGCUCUGGGCAGGCUGAUAGUGGAUGGUGUAGCUGUGGUGGAGCAGGGGCUUCCCAACAGCACCACCUCUCUACACCUGCAGGACCCACUCUAUGUAGCGGGUGUCCCACCUGGGCAUGCUCAGAAGAACUUACAGAUGAGUUCAGAGUUCUCAGGCUGUUUACGGGGUUUCCAGCUGAACGGGGGCUGGAUGACUUCUGCUUCCCGCAGUUUCGGGGUCACGCCCUGUUACGAGGGCUCGAUGGAGCCGGGGACCUACUUCUCUGAGGAGGGGGGCUACGUGGUGCUGGACGACUCCUUCAACUUGGGCCUAAAGUUUGAACUGGUGAUGGAGGUGCGUCCCCGUGUGUCAUCAGGAGUGCUACUGCAUGUCUUCACUGCAGCACAGGAGUAUCUGACUCUACACCUCCGUUACAGCCAGGUGACCAUCCUGGUGAACAGUAGUGAAGGGGUUUUCUCUACAGAUGUGUCACCUAAAGGGGACAACUUCUGUGAUGGCAACUGGCACAAGAUCACAGUGAUCAGAGACAUGAAAAUGGUCCAUCUUGGUGUGGAUUCUGAGAUGAAGCAUGUAGUUACUGCAGAACCACUGCACACAGAGAGACCCAGAGCGCCAGUGUUCAUUGGAGGAGCUCCAGAUUCUCUGCUUCCUGUGAGUAUGAGGAGUGUGAGGAACUACACAGGCUGCGUGCGGAACCUGCUGGUGAACAAGUCACCCGUGAGCUUUAGCAGAGCAGCUCUUGUUAGUGGAGCGGUUAGCGUGGGCACCUGCCCUGUGGCUUGACCCCCUGCUAUAAAAGGCUCUGCUCCAAUUAACAACACACCUGAAAUGGCAUCAACAUCUUUUAUGUUUCCCAAUCUCCUCAUUAAACCUUUCCUGCAGUAAAUAAUUAGUUAGUUUUUAUUCAAACACACAAAUCUAUGUCUCUAUACAUUCAUUUACUCAUACAGUGUUCUUUUUAACCAUAUAAAGUUUGUUAAAUUUGCAGUUUUAUCUUAAGGCCAAAUGAUUGUUUAAGAAUAGCAUAUGGUAAUUUGAGGACAUCUGAAGUGACAUCUUGAGUCCAGAAAAGUAGAAAAUGCACCUACAGCCAAGAUCCUCCAGAGAGCCAAAGGAUGUGCAGACCGUCAUGUAGAUUAUCGUGCAGACAACAACGCAGACCGUCACGUAAAUUAUCGGGCAGACAUCAAUGCAGACCAUCACGUAGAUUAUCGGGCAGACAUCAAUGCAGACUGUCACGUAAAUUAUCGGGCAGACAUCAGUGCAGACCGUCACGUAGAUUAUCGGGCAGACAUCAAUGCAGACCGUCACAUAGAUUAUCGUGCACACAUCAAGGCAAACAUGUCACACAUGGUUCUGUCCACCUGGAUAAACAGUUUCUUAAUUUCAUUUUACCUUCAUUUUACCUUCCCAAUAAAUUGACUUUUUAUAACAA